Spea bombifrons (plains spadefoot toad) is the source of this 1066-nucleotide messenger RNA. RefSeq names its product DNA damage inducible transcript 4 like (gene DDIT4L). Bases 138 to 611 code for a protein of 157 amino acids. Gene Ontology annotation, biological process: negative regulation of signal transduction. Lineage: Eukaryota; Metazoa; Chordata; Amphibia; Anura; Pelobatidae. The transcript has 2 exons. The record is from RefSeq and is a predicted model, not a curated record. Gene Ontology annotation, cellular component: cytoplasm.
CUUGUCAGCACAGUAUCUUAUACAGAUAAAGCAGAUGUAUGUUUCAACAUAGUGCUUGUACCUGGGGGCUUCAGUGUCUUAUGAAACCAGAAAGAAAAGUAAUCUUUUAGAGUACAGGAAUCAGUGGCACUAGCCACAUGGACCAUUUUUCCACAGAACCUAAUCUUCAUGAAGCACUGUGCAUGGUAAGAACCUGCCAUUUGAUUACAAUGCUGGAGGAUUGCCUGUACAAAGCAAAACGUCACAAGCUUCACUGCUCAAAAGUACUUGUUCCAAAAGAGCUAACAGUAAGAGUUGCUCAAGAAGUCUUAAAGCUCUCUUCAAAUGAGCCUUGUGGACUACGUGGUUGUGUUCUGUACGUGAACUUAGAAGCUCAAAAUAAGAAGAUAAAUCUAGGCAAAUUGGUUUACGAUUCUGCAGUUGAGCCAACUUUUGAACUUUCGCUGUUAUUAAAGCAGGAUAUUCAGACAUGGGACUAUUUUAGAGAUCUCAUCAACAGAACAUGUUUUCCCAAUUUUUUUCAAAAUAUCUUAAAAUUAAGUCCCAAGUUCAUGCUUGCCAAGAAAAGAUUAUAUUUUUCAGUUGCAGAAACAGGAACUGAUGAUUUUUAGCUCCUAGCUUGUUAAUAUACAUCAAUAUGUGCAUGUUAACAGACUUGCCACUUUUACAUAUUCUACAUUUAGGGCUGGACUUGGGAAGAAAAGUAGCACCCAAAUGACAAAUUAAAAUAUAUGGCUGCACAUUUUAAGACUAGAACUGUUGCAUGAGUGGCGAUAAGGUAAGACAAAAUCACAAAGGAUGGAAUCAGCGCACACCAAUCUGAGGCACAAAUAUUGGGGAUUCUGUCACACUAUAUGGCCAUAUAUUGCUUAGCCUGCCACUACGAAGCGGACACCUGAUAUUCUGUCUACUUAAAAAACCUAAUAAGGAAAAUGGUUAUAGUCAUAUCGGUCCAAGAGUAGAUGGACUCUUUUAUUGGGAUAAACAUACAAAAGAUCUUGCAUCAGUUAGGAUUUUGGGACCUCAGAAUGAUUAUAUCACCAUUAAAAGACGUUAAAGGGAAUUU